AUGGCUUCAUCAAACAGGCACUGGCCGAGCUUGUUCAAGUCCAAACCUUCCUGCACUUCUUCCCACCUUCAAUGGCAGCAUGACAUCAACCACUCCUCUCUCUUAUCAGCUCACUGCCAGAAGCCUAACUCCUAUGCCUCAGGAUCCGAAGAAAGAACACCAGAACCAAAACCUCGCUGGAAUCCAAAACCCGAACAGAUUAGGAUUCUAGAAUCCAUUUUCAACUCUGGUAUGGUAAAUCCUCCACGUGACGAAAUACGCCGCAUCCGUUCUCAGCUCCAGAUCUACGGUCAAGUCGGCGACGCAAACGUCUUCUAUUGGUUUCAAAACCGCAAAUCUCGUAGCAAGCACAAACAACGCCAUCUAAAGUCAACUGCCGCCGCAGCUAAGUCAACGGCUCUGCCCCCGCCGCCGUUGACUUCCGUUACCUCAUCAUCGACUUCGUCUUCCUCCUCUUCCGGCUCUAACAAUAAGCAGAUUACUAUUCCGACUCUAAGCUCCUUCUUCGAUCAGAAUCUCUUCCAAGCUCCAAUCUUGAUGCCUGAACUCAGCUUAGAAUCUUCUGUUCUUCUUCCGACGAGUCAGCCAAGCUACCAACUUUCCUCCGGCGAACUCGCCGGAGGAUCGCCGGCAGUUUGGGGAGAUAUUAUAUUGCAAGAAAUUAUGCCGGGCAAGAAUAUUGGCUCUGUUAGUACUGAUUCGGCUUCAAUUGCCUGUGUCGUUUCAGCGAAUAUGACAACUGCGAUGGCUACAGCUACAGCGAGUACUGUGAAUGAGAUACAAGUUGCAAAGUCAACUGUUUUUAUUAAUGACGUGGCAUACGAGGUGAUCGCCGGACCUCUCAACAUAAGGGAGGCUUUCGGCGAUGAAGCUGUCCUCCUCCACUCCUCCGGCCAUCCCGUUUUAACUGAUGAGUGGGGCCUUACCCUCCAACCUCUUCAGCAUGGAGCAUCCUAUUAUUUGGUUAAUUCUCUCUUUAUAUAUUUCUCACAUAUAUUUAUUUAUUUGUAUUAG
Messenger RNA from Dendrobium catenatum, 1014 nucleotides. Its product is annotated as WUSCHEL-related homeobox 9. Bases 1 to 1014 code for a protein of 337 amino acids. Gene Ontology annotation, molecular function: DNA-binding transcription factor activity; DNA binding. The record is from RefSeq and is a predicted model, not a curated record. The transcript is spliced from 3 exons. Gene Ontology annotation, biological process: regulation of developmental process. NCBI's taxonomy places the organism in Eukaryota, Viridiplantae, Streptophyta, Magnoliopsida, Asparagales, Orchidaceae.